CCGCCCCCUGCAUGGCCCGGCUGGGUGCCCUGCUCCUGGCCGCCGCCCUGGGCGCGCUGCUCAGCUUCGCGCUGCUGGCCGCCGCCGUGGCCAGCGACUACUGGUACAUCCUGGAGGUGGCGGACGCCGGCAACCACACGGGGCGCGCCGGGCAGCUGUCCUCGCACUCGGGGCUCUGGCGCAUCUGCGAAGGGCAGAACAGCUGCAUCCCCCUGAUCGACCCCUUUGCCAGUGAGGGCCUGGACGUCCCCAGCUCGGUGCAGCACCUCAUCCUGCUGCACCGAGCCGUCAUGGUGGUUCUGCCCCUGAGCCUCGUCCUUGUCGUGUGUGGCUGGGUCUGCGGCCUCCUCAGCUCCCUGGCCCAGAGCGUCGCUCUGCUGCUCUUCACCGGCUGCUACUUCUUGCUGGGGGGUGCCCUGACCGUGGCAGGCCUCAGCACCUACAUCAGCUACUCGCACCUGGCCUUCGCCGAGACCACGCGCCAGUACGGCCCCUGGCACGUGCAGCACGUCCGUGUCAGCUUCGGCUGGUCUGUGGCCCUGGCCUGGGGCUCCUGUGCAUUGGAGGCGCUCAGCGGCACCCUCCUGCUCGCAGCCGCCCGAGCCCUCAGCCUGAGCCGGGCGCCGGGCACCCCCCACUCUGUGGUUCUCUGAGUCCCAGGCCGGCAGGUGGGGGAGGAGAGGGUCCUGGUUUCCCUUUGCAUCUCCUGGGAUCGGCCGGAA
Equus quagga is the source of this 722-nucleotide messenger RNA. It is a transcript of the gene TMEM235, whose product is annotated as transmembrane protein 235. Gene Ontology annotation, cellular component: apical plasma membrane. The record is from RefSeq and is a predicted model, not a curated record. The transcript is spliced from 4 exons. The coding region runs from base 12 to 653 and encodes 213 amino acids. Lineage: Eukaryota; Metazoa; Chordata; Mammalia; Perissodactyla; Equidae.